GCAUUCUGGUCCCUAGGUGGGGAAUGAAAAAUGCAGCUGUCACCUGAGACCAGUCUGUACAUUAGCAGUGAGAAACAAGGCACCGGGGCUCAUCAGGAUGGCUGGUGCUCCGCCAAGUUUUUGCUUUGUCGCUUUUCCACCACUUACUGAAAAUGACCAGAUCUUAUUUGCGAAAAAUUCUGCCCGACCCAGAGAUGAAGUCCAAGAGGUGCUGUACAUACCCGCUAGCAAUCAUGACCCAGGGAGCAAAGUCAAGUGCACAUACCUUGAAAUUGAGCAAUCCCAGAAGACUCAUGCCGUUAUACUCAGUAAGCCAGCCUGGAUGUGGGGAGCAGAGAUGGGAGCCAAUGAGCAUGGAGUUUGCAUAGGCAAUGAGGCAGUUAUCACAAGAGAAGCGGCUUCUGAUACAAAUUUAUUACUAGGAAUGGAUCUUGUCAGGCUUGGUCUUGAACGUGGAGCAACAGCUAAAGAGGCUUUGGAUAUUAUUGUGACUUUACUGGAGGAACAUGGACAAGGUGGAAAUUACUUUGAGCAGGAGUGUGCGGGUCAGGCCUUCCAGAGCUCCUUUCUUAUAGUGGACAGAGUGGAAGCCUGGGUGUUGGAGACAGUGGGCAAAUUCUGGGCAGCCCAGAAAAUUACAGGUGGAGUUAGAUGCAUCUGCAAUCACCUCUCUCUGAAGACACAAAUUGAUCUGGAGCACCCCGGCCUUAAGAGUUACGCCAAAAGUCAGGGCUGGUGGAGCGAAGAUAAAGAAUUUAAUUACUCUGAGAUUUUUUCAGAAGAUGAGAAAGAAGAGGAUUGUACAGGGAAGGAAACUGUUGAGCACCAAGAAGAUAACCUGAGUGUGCAGACAAUGCUAAGCAUUCUCCGGGACAAAAGCCGAGGUAUCUGCGUGGACUCUGAGACUUUCCUCACUACAGCAAGUGCCGUGUCAGUGUUACCUCAGGAUGAGGGUCGUCCCUGCAUUCACUUUCUGACUGGCACCCCUGAUCCCUCCAGGUCUGUAUUUAAACCUUUUAUAUUUGUGGAAGAUGUGAAACUAGUCCCCAGUGCUCAGUCAUCAUGUUUGGGUGAGGAGCUAUGUGCCCACGGGGAUCAUGAAUGGAGGCAUGAGCUGUAUGAAGCCCACCAGUGUGCUCUGACUUUAAUAGAGAAGGAGCAGGACGAAGGGGAAAGACUAAUGUGCAUUAUGCAAGGUCUGGAAAACCAAGGCCUGGAGGCGAUGGAAGAUUUACUGAAUGGGACGAAACCUUUAGACCCUGCAGAAGUAGUCGACCUUUUCUUUGACUGUGUGGACACAGAAAUCAAAUUCUAUAAGUGAAGGAACACAGACCCAAUGUCCCUUUAACUGAAUGAAGGAAUCAUAUCUCAGAAUAAAGAAUGGGCAGCAGUUAGUGCAGAGGUGAUCUCUUCUCUCAUUACAUGUGUGUGUAUGUAGUUAACAUGGAGCUAAAUGUGUUAGUACAUGCUAAUCCAGUUGAUCACCAGAAAGAAAAAUAAAGAUGGUCAAUUAAAAUUGCAAUGUACAGAGAAAAUA
Messenger RNA from Xenopus laevis (African clawed frog), 1537 nucleotides. It is a transcript of the gene scrn1.L, whose product is annotated as secernin 1 L homeolog. Gene Ontology annotation, molecular function: dipeptidase activity; cysteine-type exopeptidase activity. Bases 98 to 1321 code for a protein of 407 amino acids. Lineage: Eukaryota; Metazoa; Chordata; Amphibia; Anura; Pipidae. The transcript is spliced from 9 exons. Gene Ontology annotation, biological process: proteolysis. The record is from RefSeq and is a predicted model, not a curated record.